Phacochoerus africanus (Common warthog) is the source of this 1506-nucleotide messenger RNA. It is a transcript of the gene MRPL58, whose product is annotated as mitochondrial ribosomal protein L58. Gene Ontology annotation, biological process: mitochondrial translational termination. Gene Ontology annotation, cellular component: mitochondrial large ribosomal subunit. The record is from RefSeq and is a predicted model, not a curated record. The transcript is spliced from 6 exons. Gene Ontology annotation, molecular function: translation release factor activity. The coding region runs from base 638 to 1255 and encodes 205 amino acids. Lineage: Eukaryota; Metazoa; Chordata; Mammalia; Artiodactyla; Suidae.
UUAUAGGUUGCCUUGUGAAUGAGCCUGAAGUCAUAAACUCAGCUCUAGCGGAACUCAACUUUCAAAAACGCAUUUCCUCUUAUCAAUAUUUAUUGAGCACCUAUGAUAUGCCAGGUUCUGGAUACUGGGGAUCCAGCGGUGAGCCAGUGCCCUCCUGGUGGUUAUUCUUGCUGGGAAACAGGCAAUAGAAAAGUUUGAGCGAUGUGAAAGGAAAACAAAAAACGUGGAAAGGAGUAAAGGCGAUGGAGAUGAACUAGGGCAGGCCCCGCCGAUGCUGCGAGAUUUGGGGGGAAAAGCGGUCCAGGAGGGCACAGACUGAAAAGGAGAGAAGCAGUGUUUCUGGGGGACAUGACAUCCGGGGGCUCUUUGCACCAGGAGGCGCCCUUGAGAGCUCGCUGUCUGGCCAACGUUUUCCCCACCGCGGCAGCCGCCCUCAGAUCACCAAGCAGGCCUCCCGGAGGCGGCCGAUGGGAAGCCUCUAAUAUGCUCCGCGUGAGAGCAACGCCGGGAUGGAUCUGAGCUCGCCUUCUUCCGACCGCAGAAGCUCAAGGCCACGCGGAACCAAAGUCCCGAGGAAAGCGCGAGCCCGCGGACCGCGGAAGGAAGCGCCCACCGGAAGCGGCCCAGAGAUCCCAACAUGGCGGCCGCCCGGUGCCUGCGCUGGGGCCUGAACCGAGCCGGAGCCUGGCUGCUGCCGUCGCCCACGCGCUAUCCCUGCCGCGCUCUGCACAAACAGGUAGAGGGCACCGAAUUCCAGAGCAUCUACAGCCUGGACAAGCUCUACCCCGAGUCGCGGGGCUCGGACACCGCCUGGAGGCUCCCGGAUGAUGCCAAGCAAGCCAACGACAUUCCUGUAGAUCGCUUGACAAUAUCUUAUUGUCGGAGUAGUGGUCCUGGGGGCCAGAACGUUAACAAAGUGAAUUCCAAGGCCGAGGUCAGGUUCCACCUGGCAAGUGCCGACUGGAUCGCAGAGCCUGUGCGGCUGAAGUUGGCCCUCACGCACAAAAAUAGGAUCAACAGGUCGGGAGAGUUGAUACUCACCUCCGAGUGUAGCCGCUAUCAGUUCCGAAACCUGGCAGAUUGCCUACAGAAACUUCGAGACAUGAUUGCUGAGGCCAGCCAGCCAGCCAAGGAGCCGUCCAGAGAAGAUGCUGAACUUCGCAGAAGCAGGAUAGAAAACAUGAAUCGGGAAAGGCUGAGAAAAAAGAGAAUCAGUUCUGCCAUUAAGGCAAGCAGGAGGGUGGAUGUGGACUGAGUCAUCCUCCCGAGGGGCAAAGACCCUCUUCAGGGCAUCUGGGCAGCUGCCGCCCACGGAGCUUCAGCACCAUCAGGAGACGUGUUUGUUUGUUGUCAGUGCUUGUCUGUAACGGGGGAGCUGACGCAAGAAUGUUCAUCCGGAAUGAGAACCGUGGGCCCUGUUUGCAGAGGUCUUGACAGGCAGUCACCAUGUUGUCGAAGCUUAAUGAUCCACUUAAUGUACUAGUCGCAAUAAAAUUCUUGACUCAG